CCUUGAAUAAUACGAAAAGGCUGAAAUAAUGAAUAUGGAUAAGGUGUUUCAAAAGAUAAAAUACAUUAUACCACUGCUAAACAAUUACUUAUUACUUAAAUUGUUUGAUAGUACCAAUACAGAAGGUAUUUAUAUAACUAAAAGAAUUUAUAAGCCUUUCGACGCUCUCAGUGUUUGCACGAAUUAUUCAAAUAAAAUCAAAAUGACGACCAUUAGUGAGUGCAGUGGAGAUGACAUAUUAACAGUUGAAGAUUUAAAAUCGAUGGUACGCCAUAGUAUCAGAAAAAUAAUUUGCAAAGAAGAGUUAAUUACGUACAAAGUUAGUGUAAAAGAUCUUUCAACUAAUGGAGGAAAUUACUUUGGUUCAUUGCAAACGGUGACCGUAAAUGGUAAAACGAAAAAUGGCGAAGAAAAAGAACUAAACAUCUUUCUGAAAACUAUAAUUCAGGCAUCAAAAAACUUUCCAGUUUUCAGUGUGCCUAAAAUGUACCAGAGAGAAGGAUUUUUGUACAAAGAAAUAUUUAAAUAUUUUAAGACAGUUGAAGAUAAAUAUAACAUACCACAUGAAGACAGACUGAGAACUGUAAAGGUAUUCAGCGAGACGAAUAGCGAGGUAAUAAUUUUGGAAGAUAUUACUAAACUGGGUUUCAAAACAAACGACCGAUUCGAAGUCAUGCACAUGAAAUUUGCAGAAUUAGCCAUUGAGCAACUUGCAAAACUGCAUGCGGUCUCUUUUGUAAUACAAAAUGAAGAUCCGAAAUAUUUUGAAAACAACAUAAAGUCCUUACAUUCGUUAGUACAAGUAAAUUCACACACUCAAGAUCAUCACAAAAGAACAUACAACAUAGCUAUAGAGACUUUAGAAGAUGAAGCAAAAAUAAAAUUUGAUAAUUAUUAUCCCACAAUAAAAGAGAAAUUUUUAAAGAUGUACAGAAAUUCAUCUGAAGGAGCUAUUUGCCUAGUUCAUGGAGAUUAUCGACCUAACAAUAUAUUGGUGAAAGACGUUGACGGAGUGCCCUCUGCAGUGUUUCCUGUCGACUAUCAGCUCGCAAGUUUUGACAAUCCUAUAUUGGACUUUAUAUUUUUCAUAUUCUUAGGCACCGAUCAGAAAUUUCGUAAACAGCACUUGGAACAUCUUAAAAAUGUGUACUACAGUAAUUUUGAGAGUUUUUUGAGCAAAUUUGGUGUUGAAGCUGCGAAGGUAUAUUCAAAGGAACAAUUUGAUGAGCAAUUCAAAGAUAAAGUGGACUUAGGAUUGAUGUAUUUCUUAUGUUUCAUGCCUUUUAUUUUCGCCCGAACCGAUGCUGUCCCCGAGUUAGAUAAUGGACUCGAAUAUGUUGUGCCUUACAACUUGGAUGAGUGUUACAAGGACAGAUUGUACGGAAUCGUUGAUGAUUUGAUACAGUGGGGGUAUAUGUAAACCUUACUCCUUUAUCGGAUGAGUUGCAUAUUAUGCAUAAAUAUCUAGACGAACAAAGUAGCAAGUAUAUUAUUAUUGCUCUUAGAAAAAAAACAAAAAUUGUAAGUGUAAAUGUAAUUAGUGUAGCUGAUGAGAACUAGUUUUCGGCUGCUCUUUAAAAUAUUAUAAAUAAAACCUUGCCACAAA
Messenger RNA from Ostrinia nubilalis (European corn borer), 1606 nucleotides. RefSeq lists its product as uncharacterized. Lineage: Eukaryota; Metazoa; Arthropoda; Insecta; Lepidoptera; Crambidae. The record is from RefSeq and is a predicted model, not a curated record. The transcript is spliced from 2 exons. The coding region runs from base 29 to 1420 and encodes 463 amino acids.